This is a messenger RNA of Neoarius graeffei (lesser salmon catfish), 1948 nucleotides long. RefSeq names its product wingless-type MMTV integration site family, member 6b (gene wnt6b). Gene Ontology annotation, cellular component: extracellular region. The transcript has 4 exons. Bases 428 to 1489 code for a protein of 353 amino acids. The record is from RefSeq and is a predicted model, not a curated record. Gene Ontology annotation, molecular function: cytokine activity; frizzled binding. Gene Ontology annotation, biological process: cell fate commitment; neuron differentiation; canonical Wnt signaling pathway. NCBI's taxonomy places the organism in Eukaryota, Metazoa, Chordata, Actinopteri, Siluriformes, Ariidae.
GCGGCGCCGGUGUGAGGGCAGCUCACUUUAACCACACAGCUGCUGGAAGACUCAAUUUUUCUGUGGAGUUUAUUUUUUUUAUUUAAUUAUUAUUAUUAUUAUUUUUAUUCCAUUUAAUUUCUACCCAUUUGCACUAUUUGCAAAUUUCUGCAUUCAAUUUCUUCUUCUUCUUCUUCUUCUGGGGAAAAAUGGGUUGUCAUGCAGAAUGAGUGUGUAGGAGGAAAAAGAAAAUUGGAGAAAGAGUACACACUUUUUUAGUGCUAGUGCAAAAGGCUGAACACACACACACACACACACACACACACCUGCACUACCACACACACAGGAGUUUUGGAUUAUCAUCUUCAUCAUCUUCAUAAUCUUUAACUUCAUCAUCAUCAUCAUCAUCAUCAUCAUUUUCAUCUUAUCACCAUCUCUAACUCCUGCCAUGCGCUCUCAGUGCCAGCUUGCACUCUUCUUCAUCCUGCUCUGCCCAGUCAACAUCAUCGGCAUGUGGUGGGCAGUAGGCAGUCCCCUGGUCAUGGACCCUAACAGUAUCUGCAGAAAGACGAAGCGUUUGGGAAGUAAGCAGGCCGAUCUUUGUCAGAACCAUCCGGAAAUUGUGACAGAAGUUGUGAAAGGAGCGAAGCUCGGAGUGAGAGAGUGUCAGUACCAGUUCCGCUUCCGACGCUGGAACUGCACCAGCCACAACAAGUACUUUGGAAAAAUCCUACAACAGGAUAUCCGGGAGACAGCUUUCGUGUACGCCAUCACGGCGGCUGGAGUGACUCAUGCAGUAACUCAAGCCUGCAGCAUGGGGGAGCUGCUGCAGUGUGGCUGUGAGGCUCCUCCUCCUCGCCGGGCUGAAGUUCCACCCAUUGUCGAUGGGGCAUGGGAUGGGGGUGGGGCCUGGGAGUGGGGCGGUUGUGGAGAUGACGUGGAGUUCGGGUACGACAAAUCGAAACAGUUUAUGGACGCCAAGCGCAAGAAGGGCAAGAGUGAUAUCCGCACUCUUAUCGACCUGCACAACAAUGAGGCCGGACGCCUGGCAGUGAAGAACUACAUGAGGACUGAAUGCAAAUGCCAUGGGCUGUCGGGUUCCUGCACACUGCGUACCUGCUGGAAGAAGUUGCCUCGGUUCCGGGAAGUGGGCAACCGUCUUCUCGAGCGUUUCAAUGGUGCAUCAAAGGUGAUGGGAGGCAAUGAUGGAAAGACACUGAUCCCUGUUGGCCAGAACAUAAAAGCUCCAGAUAAACAGGAUCUGAUCUAUUCGGCUGAGUCACCUGACUUCUGUCUUCCAAACAGGAAGACAGGUUCUCCAGGAACCAGGGGGAGAACCUGCAACAGCACAGCUUUGGACGUGAGUGGGUGUGACCUGCUGUGCUGUGAGCGAGGGUAUCGAGAUGAAGUUGUUGUUCUGGAGGAGAACUGCCUCUGUCGAUUCCACUGGUGUUGCGUUGUCCAGUGUAAAAAGUGUUCAGUCCGCAAGGAGCUCAGCCUCUGUCACUAAGUUUUUAUCCGGUGGACAUUCUAAAACUACACCAUCCUGUUGGUGUUUGCAGUCCCAGAUCACCUGGCUUGUGUGCUUGUGGGCUGGAUCACUGACUCGAGAACACUGACUGCCUUGCUAUAGAACUUCAAUUGUAUACCCUCCUGAUGGAGUUCCAGAUUACUGCCUCAUCAGUUGGAGAAUCAAAAACAUGGACUGUUCCAGAACAUGAUUAGCCUGCAGAGGAUUCAUGAAAUGUGAACUGUUCCAUUGAUGGGUCUAGAUAAACCAUUCUAUUGUAGGGGAAUCUAGAACACUGAGGACAUUGUUGGAACAUAUGCUGUCUUGAAAAAGUUCCAUUUUACUAACUGAUCAACUGGAGAAUCUCAUCUCAUCUCAUCUCAUUAUCUCUAGCCGCUUUAUCCUGUUCUACAGGGUCGCAGGCAAGCUGGAGCCUAUCCCAGCUGACUACGGGCGAAA